CUCUACAGGAGGAAGCGGCCUCGGUGUUGUCGUCGCUGCUGUCGCUGCCCGUGCCCGGCGGGAUGGAUCUGUUCGGGGACCUCCCGGAGCCGGGGUCCUCGGCGGCGGCGGGGAAAGAAGCCCAGAAAGGGCCUCUGCUUUUUGAUGAUCUCCCACCGGCUAGCAGUGCUGACUCAGGAAAAGGAGGAUCUUUACUUUUUGAUGAUCUCCCACCAGCCAGCAGUGGUGAUGCAGCUUCCUGUGCUACUGAGCAGGUCUCAAUAGAGAGCCAUGGAAAAGGGGAGAAGAGGAAGUCCUUGGAGGAAGAGAAGAAUGGCAGGGAAGAACUUGUGGAAAAGAAAGUUUGUAAAGGGUCAGUGGGCCUUCUUGGAUUGAAGGGCUAUGUGGCAGAGAGGAAAGGUGAAAGAGAAGACAUGCAAGAUGCACAUGUCAUUUUAAACGAUAUCACUGAGGAAUGCCAGCCUCUUCCCUCCCAAAUCACGCGCGUCUCAUACUUCGCUGUUUUUGAUGGCCAUGGGGGAGUCCGAGCCUCAAAAUUUGCAGCACAGAAUCUCCACCAAAACCUGAUUAAGAAAUUUCCUAAAGGUGAAGUAGUCAGUGUGGAGAAAACUGUGAAGAGAUGCCUCUUGGACACAUUUAAACACACAGAUGAAGAAUUUCUAAAGCAAGCAUCCAGCCAGAAGCCGGCGUGGAAGGAUGGCUCCACAGCUACUUGUGUCCUAGCUGUUGACAAUACUCUCUACAUAGCCAACCUUGGGGACAGCCGGGCGAUUCUGUGUCGCUACAAUGAAGAGAGUCAAAAAUAUGCAGCCUUAAGCCUCAGCAAGGAGCACAACCCCACACAGUACGAGGAGCGCAUGAGGAUACAGAAAGCUGGAGGAAAUGUCAGGGAUGGAAGAGUCCUCGGAGUGCUCGAGGUUUCCCGCUCCAUUGGGGAUGGCCAGUACAAACGCUGUGGUGUUAUCUCUGUGCCAGAUAUCAAACGCUGCCAACUCACGCAUAAUGACAGGUUCAUCCUGAUAGCGUGUGAUGGCCUCUUCAAGGUCUUUACACCAGAAGAAGCUGUGAACUUCAUUGUGUCCUGCCUGGAGGAUAAGAACAUCCAGACGAGAGAAGGGAAACUAGAAGCAGAUGCUAGAUACGAAGCUGCGUGUAACAGACUGGCCAACAAGGCAGUGCAGCGAGGGUCGGCAGACAACGUUACGGUCAUGGUGGUCCGGAUAGAGCACUGAGCGAUGAGGUGCAGCUGCGGGAUCCCAAGCUGUUUCCGGCGGAUGUAAGGAAGGGAGAAGUCGGUGUGCGUGCGUGUGUGGCUGGGCGAGGGAGGGUCCUCUCGGAUGCUCUUCAGUGUAAAUAAAGGUCUUUUCUAAUA
Molecule: messenger RNA, 1372 nt
Organism: Rhea pennata
Lineage: Eukaryota; Metazoa; Chordata; Aves; Rheiformes; Rheidae
Gene: ILKAP
Product: ILK associated serine/threonine phosphatase
Exons: 12
Coding region: 63-1232 (389 amino acids)
Biological process (GO): peptidyl-threonine dephosphorylation; negative regulation of canonical NF-kappaB signal transduction; positive regulation of canonical NF-kappaB signal transduction
Cellular component (GO): nucleus; cytosol
Molecular function (GO): protein serine/threonine phosphatase activity; cation binding
Source: RefSeq, a predicted model, not a curated record